Molecule: messenger RNA, 1261 nt
Organism: Mizuhopecten yessoensis (Yesso scallop)
Lineage: Eukaryota; Metazoa; Mollusca; Bivalvia; Pectinida; Pectinidae
Product: secretion-regulating guanine nucleotide exchange factor-like
Exons: 10
Coding region: 115-1230 (371 amino acids)
Source: RefSeq, a predicted model, not a curated record
CCAUUGAUUGUUUACAAUGCGGAGGCCCAGUCAAGGGGCAUGUGUAGUUUGUGUGUAAACACGUGUGUAUUAUUACGUGUGCCGGUACUGUCUUAGGACCUGAUAGGCGGGCGAAUGGGAAACGGUGUUACUGUGGGAGCCAAUAGCUAUGGCCAACUUGGUCAAGGUCACACAGAGGAUAAACUUCUACCAGGGGAGAUAACUCCAACAGACAUCGGUAUCCGCAGCAUCACAGGAGGUGGAGGUCACACUCUAGCCAUCGAUGAUGAAGGUGAUCUGUAUGUGUGCGGAUCAAAUAACAAGGGUCAGUUGGGUCUUGGUCACACUCAUGACAUCACCACACUGACCAAGGUCAAGGUACCGGGGGACAAUGCUGUCACCAAGGCAACAGGUGGAUGGGAUUUCACCUUUAUUAUUACAGACAGAGGAGAGCUGUUCUCAAUGGGGUCAAAUGCCUUUGGUCAAUUGGGGAUGCCCGGCGCAAAUCAGGUCUCACUGCCGACCAAAGUACAAGUACCAAAAGAUGAGAAGGUUGCUGAUGUUGCUGCAGGGCUCCGACACGUUGUCAUGGUAACAGAUAGUGGCAAUGUAUAUUGCUGGGGUGCUGGGAGAAAAGGUCAGUGUGGAGUUCUAGCUGACAACAAACCACCAGCUAAACUUACAAGUCCUACUCCAGUGACCAUACCAGAAACAGCGGGAUGUGUAUGCUCGGUUGUCGCUGGAUCUCACCAUUCUGUGGCCGUUACAAACGAUGACCAGAUGUAUGUGUGGGGUUGUAACAAGUAUGGGCAGUGCCUUCAGGAUCCAAGCCACUGUAGUUCUGUCCCAACCCCCACACCUGCCCCACCCAGGGACUGGACACCGACUCACCUGAGCAGUGGAUGGACACACCUGUUAGCGAGGACAGCCGGAGGUAAAUUAUACAGUUGGGGCCGAGGUGACUAUGGACAGCUGGGAAGGCCCUGUGAUGGGUCAUGUGAUCACGUACCGACCCUUAUACCUGGCCUACCAUCUUUUCAAAGUAUUUCCUGUGGAUCUGAACACAACUUGGCAGUCAGUGAUGAAGGAUCUGUCUUCUCCUGGGGAUGGAAUGAACAUGGUAUUUGUGGAACAGGCAAUGAAGUAAACGUCUUCAAAACUCAGCAGGUGGCAGCACUCUCAAAACUCAAAGUCAAAUGUCUGGGAUGUGGAAAUGGACAUUCCUUAGUGUAUGGUUCUGAAAUAACAUAACACAAAAUAAACAAUUUCGAUUAUUUAUAUA